Molecule: messenger RNA, 2255 nt
Organism: Gavia stellata (red-throated loon)
Lineage: Eukaryota; Metazoa; Chordata; Aves; Gaviiformes; Gaviidae
Gene: ATP5F1E
Product: ATP synthase F1 subunit epsilon
Exons: 3
Coding region: 3-158 (51 amino acids)
Biological process (GO): proton motive force-driven mitochondrial ATP synthesis
Cellular component (GO): mitochondrial inner membrane
Molecular function (GO): proton-transporting ATP synthase activity, rotational mechanism
Source: RefSeq, a predicted model, not a curated record
CCAUGGUGGCGUACUGGCGGCAGGCCGGGCUCAGUUACAUCCGGUAUUCCCAGAUCUGUGCCCAGGUUGUCAGAGCAGCAAUGAAGCCUCAGUACAAAGCAGAGGCAGAGAGGGCGGCAAUGGCCACUGUGAAAACUGUGAAACCCAAGAAGGAAUGAAAUGAACUGAUCUGUGGGGAAUACUCUUAACAGCAAACUGCAAAACUGUAGGCAAGCUCAAGAUUCUGCAAUAUAAUGUCAUCACACUAACUGUAAAACUUGCCUCUGUAUGUAAAUCAGCAUGCUAAUAAAUGUGAUUUCUGUUAAACAAAUGAAUGCUUGGAAAGUGUUGUUCCUCUUGAAACAAAGUACCCCAAUUUGCAGAGAUAUUUAUCUUUUGCUUGUGUUACAAUAGAAGACUUUUUGUCACACUCUACCAUUCAGUAGCAACGUAUGUUCAUUUUUAAGGCAAAUCUCUCGUUGGAUUUCAUGCUACUAUUUCAGGUACAUCAGUAAGUGAGGAUUUAAUUGUUGUUUAAAACUUCUGCCUGCUUCAUUUCAAUGAUUAAUGAUUACUUUGGAAAAAGUUUACUUCACUAAAGCCUAUGUCAACAGAGAAUAUAGGCAUAUAAUUUUGAUUGUUAAAAAUACUUCUGUCAGUUCUCUCUGCUGAAAGUGGUACACUGUUGGCUUUAAAAUUCUCUGUCACCAUGGUAUUCAUCUUCCAUUUGUGCUUAGAACAAAACUGACUCAGUGAAAAUCAGAUUGAUGAGGCUUAGCAUUAAGACUAAACUGGAAGCAGGAUGUUUUGCUGUGGAUGUGCUGCAUGGGAUCUAAUCUUCAAAGCUGUCUGGAACACUGAGCAGUGAACCGUGAGCUGCAGACCUGGUGUCCUGUACAAGGUGGGGAGGGAGGCACAGAAGUCCCUGGACUGUACUCUGAUCACUCAACUGUUGGUUGUCCUUCUUGUUAUCACUUUGUCACUUUACUGGGAGGGACGUGUUCACUGGGAAACAGUGGGAAUAGAGUGCGACACUCCAUCUGCUCUUGGCUGGGGCAGGGGGUAAGUCAUACUUUCAGCUGCUGGUUUGGGGGAAGUGUUUGCAUGUUCCUGCUGCUGUGUGUCUUCACAGCAAGUCUAACAGUGUCCCACUGCACCGGAAGAAUACAGCAUGCUUACAGCAAUUGCUUCAGGUUUGUGUUCAGCUAGACACUUCUGGUGUUGACUCAAACAUGAGGCAUUACUUUUAGCAGACAGAGUUUGUUAUACUGUGAAGAGUAUAAUAAAACAAGCUCAAUUUUUUCAUGUAAUUUAAAGUCAGUCCUUACAAGAAUGAAGUCUGAUUUUUUUUGUCUUAUCAAAUGUUUCAGGUAUUAAAGUAUGGUAUAGAAUGUUAUUUUUAUUUUUAAGAAUAUUAUAAAUACUGCCUGAAGUAGGUGGCUGUGAAUGGCAAGAAGGUUUUUUCCUGAAGUCAAGACACAUUUUUGAUUUUAGUGACUGCCAUUGAACUUGUAUCUAACUAGCUGCAAACCAUUCCAUCCAUUUUGAUGUAUUGAAUGAUAGGAAGAAAAUUUACAAUAGCUAGUACAUGGCAGGGGGAGGGAACUGACCACACCAAAACUUUUACACAGUGUUCACGACUUGUAUGCUAAUAUAACUUGUUCUAUAGUUUGAAAGAGAAACCACACAAUGAUAAUGAAUACAAGCUCUGCAAUAAUAUAAGCCAGCAAUGUGAUAGAACUAUUAAAGUACUUUAAAAAAAAAAAAAAUGUGCAUUUUCAGUCUUUUGCCCCAUGUUGUUUCCCUUCCCCUUCAACUUAAGGAACUGAACUUGGCUGCAGAUCUAGAUCGGUCUGUGGAGUGUGUAAUAAAAUAGUUACUGCCUUUAUAGGCCUCACAGCUGUGCAUACGUUCCUAAAACAGUAACAAGUUCACAAACAAAACAAGAACUGUGUUUACCUCAGAAUAAAUAAAUUUGAUGAGUUGAUAGCAUAUUUUGCUGUUGCUUAUGAUCCUGAUAUAUAUAUACACACACAGAGCCUGUAUAUUACAUUCAGUGUCUGGUGAUAAUAAAGAGCAAUUACAUUUACAAGAAAGGCUGUUAGACAACUUGUCUUCGUGGUGGCUCUUUUUUUGGGAGAGAUUCAGUGUCAACAGUUGUUUAGGUGAGUAAAGCAUAGCUGCCAUUAAUUUCAAAAGCAUUGCAUUGUAAUAUUGGAUAUAUUUUGGCCAGAUGCAGAGAAAAAAUUCUCAAGAAAGGUGUUCUUUUCAGUAUG